UCCGGCGCCGGGGCCUUGCGUGAGGAGGCGGCGGCCGUGAGGGCAGGGCAAGGCCGGGCGGACGAGAGGCGGUCCCGGGGGCGGGGCGGGCCUCCUGCGGAGGAAGGGACGAUGGCGGAGGCCCUCAAACCCGCCGGAAGCGCCGCCUCAGCCGCGGGUCGUCUUUAUCCAGUGGAUAUUAAAGAAGAAAAGCCCGAAGUUUUGGAGGCAGCAGCUCAGGAAUAUUAUGCUAAACUCUUGGAACAACAUACAACAGCUGCAGAGUUUUUCUCUAUCCCAGGAAGAGUUAAAGUUAAACUUGAAGCCUCCUUGGUGUGUUUCCUUCCUCUGUAUGGACAAGACAGCAAACGAAGGCUCCUGGUUUUAAAUGACCCUCAACAGAAAACCACAGUUUUAGCUGUUUAUUUGCACAAUUCUUGGUGGCCCGUUGAAGAUAUAUUGAAGACAGCAGAUCUGUCCCGAGAAGGGUUGAUACAGGUUCAGACGUUUGAGGAAAGAAUUGUCCUCUUUGUGCUUAAUGACAUCAUUUUUGGAAGGCAGGAGAGGAGCUUGAUGUCAGACGUGGUCUUCAUUCCUCACCCAGAGGAGGAGCAGGCUAAAAUAUUCUGGAAGAACAGAGAGGCAGUGGCCUUCUACACAGUCAAAGCAAAAGGAAGCCUGUGUGGUGGGCACAGCAGCCAAUGCUAUCUUCUCCCUGUGCUGGACACGGUGUUUGUCCAGAAAAGGUUUAGAAGAUGCGGACUUGGGACAAGGAUGUUGCAGGAUUUUUGCAAGACGUUCGCCACUGAGGAAGCCCUGGGAAUCAGCAGCCCGAUUUCUGCCGAUAUGUACCAAGUUUGUCAACGAUUCUUGGACAACCACCCCGAAGAGCAGUCCCGACUGUGGGAGGUAGAGGCGCCAGGGGGCUGGAGCCAGCGUACCAGUGUCUGGCUAACAAUUCAGCUGGCACGAAAUCUCCCCAAAAAGAAGGAUCAGAGCUGUCAUGGAGAGAUAUUUCAAGAUGAAGAAUCUGGACAGUCGGGUGACAGCCGGAUGAACAAGAGGCCUGUCCAGACUCCUAAUAUUCCAGCGCCGCCCAUUCGAGCAGAGGAAUUUGAAGAUGACUGCAAAGAGCCAUUGAGCUCACAUCUUGGGGUUGAAGAGCACGGCAGUCAACAAGCACAUCAAUGUAAGGAGCCGAAGAAAAGAGUAAGAAGGGGAAUCCUGACUGAAGACAUUGUUCCUAAGCAGGUUAAAGGGGCGUCCUAUAACGAAGGCAACCGUUCCUGAAUAGAUUUUCCUAUUUCCAAAGACGAAACGUCCUGAAUUCUUCUGACUUCCUGUCUGCUCCAGUGAAAUGGAGAACCAGGAUGAGCAUUUUGCUUUGUAGAAAAGAUGCUUUGUCGAAAGAGCAAAUGCCUACAAUCGAAACACUUGCGAGGUGCCAUGUCAGCUGUGGGCGCCGUGUUGAGAAACUGAGGCGGAGAGAGCUUUGGUGUGAAUCCCAUCAUAAUUCUCCCCAAAUGAAUCUGUUUCCCUUGUUUUUCCCUUUUGUCUGGACUAUGCAUGACAGUAGAACAAGGUGGAUGAAUUCCAAGAAGUCAAAAUGGGGUUCCGUACCAUCCCAGAUAGGGUUGCCCGACUGAGCCUGGCAAAGAGGGCUGGUGGCUAUGAUGGGGUGUGUCAUAAGUAUGAUGACAUCACAUCUUGGAAAAACUCAGAUGCAUAGAAUCAAAGAGCGCAGUGUUUCUUUGCAGAUUUGACUGUAGAUUCUAUCAUAGAAUCAUAGAGUUGGAAGAGACCCCAAGGGCCAUCAAGUCCAACCCCCUGCAAUGCAGGAACACACAAUCAAAGCACUCCUGUCAGAUGGCCAUCCAGCCUCUCUUUAAAAACCUCCAAAGAAGGAGACUCCACCACACUCUGAGGUUGUGAAUUCCAUUGUCAGACAGCCCAGCCCUCACUGUUAGGAAGUUUUUUUUGAUGUUUAGGUGGAAUCUCUUUUCCCUCACCUUGAACCCAUGACUUUUGGUCCUAGUCUCUGGAGCAGCAGAAAACAAGCUUGCUCCCUCACCAA
Molecule: messenger RNA, 2053 nt
Organism: Sphaerodactylus townsendi
Lineage: Eukaryota; Metazoa; Chordata; Lepidosauria; Squamata; Sphaerodactylidae
Product: protein FAM169B-like
Exons: 9
Coding region: 112-1269 (385 amino acids)
Source: RefSeq, a predicted model, not a curated record